UGGAAACCCGACAAUAAACCCCACAAGAAGCCUCUUCUGCAUCGAGGUUUGGCUUCUGGUUUCCUGCCUGCAGUUGUUUUGCAGGUCUUUGGGCCUCCAAGUGAUGCCACAGGUGACCCCAGGGCACCCGUGGGUCCCACCAGGGCACCCGUGGGUCCCAGCCCUGCAGUGAGGAAGCUGAGGAAGCCCCUGAUGGUCUUUGCACCCCAGGGGUGACGUGGGGGGGUCGGUUGGGUUGAGCCAGCCCUGUCCCUCCUCUUCCCGGGGUGACAACAGGCUCAUCCUUGGGUCCAACCAACCCCUUCCCAAAGCCCAGGGAUGGAGAAGCCUCCUCUCCACCUCCCUCACCCCCGUCCUGGUGGAGCAGCAGCUCCAGGCCAAGCUCUUCUCCUCUGUGCAUCAACCCAAAGACCCCCCCCCCUGGGACCUCCUCCCAUGGCCACCCCCUCGAGACCUCCCACCACAAGCCCCUCAAAACCUCCUCCCAGCUCAUCCAGCCCUGUCCACAAGGUCAGGGCAGAUUUCCAUCCUCUAGAUCCAGCUCAGGAAGACCAAAAAGUUCCCACCCACCCCCCCAACAGGGAAUAAGAAGCAGAUUCCUAGAAGAAAUGUGUUGUGUUUGAGAUACUCACGUGGUUCCUUGAGGUGUCUUGAGUAGGGUGGACCUGGAGGCCACCCUGUCCUUCAGACCAUGCAGAAAGGAACCACCUCUUGGCCCCACGGACCAUCUCUGCAGACCUCUGGUGGAUGGAGAGAGGCCAGGACAUCCCAGGACAGCAGCCUGACCUUCCUGAGUUGGCAGGAGGUGGCUCAGACACAUCCAGGUCUGGUGAGGAGCAUCCACGGGUGGUGUGAGGCUCAGAGCUGGGCUCAGAGACGACCAAGGAUGCAGUUCUGAGGGGACCUCUUCCAAAGACACCCUGGUUCCCACCAUGACCCCGUGCAAGAGCUCCCCUUGGAGUCCUACAGCCUCUCUGAAGCUGCUGCUGUGCCUCAGUUUCCAGAGUGCUGACCAACCCCAUGGAGACCUGGAGACCAUCUCAGACCUGCUGAGGACACCCCAGGGCAGGAACAUUGCCCACCUGAACCAGAACAGAAGCAGCUGCUCAGGUGGAAGAUGAAGGAUCCAGCCCCUUUCUCCAGACCAACGGAGUCAAUGGUUUCCCAACCCCAGGAAAUGAAGGCAAGAAUGAAAAGCCCCAGAGGAGCUGGUGCCUCAGCUGGUGCCUCCUGGCAGCUCCUGGCCCUGCUCCAGCUUCUCCUCCUGCCGGGAUCACAGGAGCCAGGAUCCCACCUCCAUCCUGCUCUUCCCAUGGGGAUUUUUUCCCCUCCUCUCCCUUGGUUUUCCCUUCCCAGUUCCCUCUGAUCUAUUGUCUUUCCCCUUGGAAGAUCUGAGCUCAGUGAGUGUCCUGACAAGGACCCAUGAUCUCCAGGGAGGAGGAAGGAGCAGCUCCAUCCCAGCAGUUGUGGGGAAGAUGAAAGAAGGAGCCACGUGCCCGGAGUCCCCCGAGGGCGCUUCGGCCGCCAGCGAAGAGGAAGGGGAGAAGCUGCAGAAGAGAUGGCCCCGCAAGCGCGGGGGGCAGGGGGGGGUCCCCUCCUCCCCCCCGGGGAAACGGGGGCGGCGCAGCCCCCUCCCCCAGCCCCCCGAGCCCCCCCAGGCCCAGCGGGCCAUCGCCAACGGGCGGGAGCGGCAGCGCACCCAGUCCCUCAACGACGCCUUCGCCGAGCUGCGCAAGAUCAUCCCCACCCUCCCCUCCGACAAGCUCAGCAAGAUCCAGACCCUCAAACUGGCCGCCCGCUACAUCGACUUCUUGUACCGGGUCCUGCAGAGCGACCAGCUGGAGCACAGGGCCCCCGGCUGCGGCUCCCUGGCCCACGAGAGGCUCAGCUACGCCUUCUCCGUCUGGAGGAUGGAAGGGGCUUGGGCCAUGUCCGCGUCCCACUGAGCUGGGGUCUCACUCCUCUGCCUCCAUGGACACCCAAGCCCUGCACCCCACGUUCCUCCAGCACCCAUGGGCUCCCCGCAGAGCAGGAGAGCACGAGCCCCAUGGGGGGAUGUGUGUGUGUCCCACCCCAGGGGGCUGCUCCGACCCUUCAAAUCCCAACCAGGACCUGGGAGGUUUGUGCUGGGAACGACUCUGGGGAUGAAAACUCUUUGGGGUGUCAUUUAUUUCUGCCCAGCAGGUCAGAAACGGGCACGUCCUUCAGCCCUCGGAUCGACGGCUGGUUCCUCUGCCAGGAGCAGGCAGGACAAUUCCUCAUGGGACCCGUGGGAAGGGCCUCCAGUUCCCCCUGAGCUGCCCUGAGCCCUCCUUCCUCCAACCCUGGGGUGGGAAAACCCCAAGGAUUUGGCCAAGGCUGGAGAGCAAAGCCCUUGGGAGGCUCCUCUUGGAGACCCACACCAGGACGACGCGGUGGCUGGAGAAGCUGCUUGGAAAUCCCAAUGGAUCUGGGGGGGGGGCUCUUGAACCCCCAAUCACCCCCCCCAAGGCUCAGGCUGCCCCUCUGCUGACUCCUGCCCCAUGGACUCGGUUGGGAAUCACUGCUGGAACAACCCAAUUCCUUGGGAAUGACUGGAAAAGCAAGGCUGGGAUGUGACCUGCAGCCCUGCCCUGUU
This is a messenger RNA of Apus apus (common swift), 2617 nucleotides long. Its product is annotated as twist-related protein 2-like. The coding region runs from base 1476 to 1946 and encodes 156 amino acids. Gene Ontology annotation, molecular function: DNA-binding transcription factor activity, RNA polymerase II-specific; protein dimerization activity; RNA polymerase II transcription regulatory region sequence-specific DNA binding. Gene Ontology annotation, biological process: regulation of transcription by RNA polymerase II; developmental process. NCBI's taxonomy places the organism in Eukaryota, Metazoa, Chordata, Aves, Apodiformes, Apodidae. The record is from RefSeq and is a predicted model, not a curated record. The transcript is spliced from 6 exons.